Messenger RNA from Rotaria sp. Silwood2, 618 nucleotides. The record is from the annotation of a GenBank genome assembly. Lineage: Eukaryota; Metazoa; Rotifera; Eurotatoria; Philodinida; Philodinidae.
AUGUCGACAUACAAAUUGUACUAUUUCAACGCUCGAGGCCGCGCCGAAGUUUCUCGACUUAUUUUUGUUGCUGCUGGACAAAAGUUUGAAGACAUUCGCUACGAAGGUAGUGAAUGGCUAUCAUACAAAUCUGAAAUGCCCUUGGGUCAGAUGCCUGUUCUCGAAGUCGAUGGAGUCAAAUUGCCCCAAUCAUUGUCGAUUGCUCGUUUCCUUGCCAAACAGUUUAAUCUUGCAGGUAAAGACAAUCUUGAACAAGCCAAAGUCGAUGCCGUUGCUGAUACAAUUGCUGAUGGAAUGGCUAAAUUUGGACCAAUUCGCCGAGAAGUUGAUGAAGCCAAAAAACAAGCAGACAUGGAAAAGUUCCUUGACGAUGAACUACCGAAACAUUUACAAAAUCUUGAAGUUCUGGCGAAGGCAUACAGCAACGGUAGCUCAUUCUUUGUUGGAAAUCAUCUCACAUGGUGCGAUCUAUUAGUCUAUGACAUGCUUGAAAAUAUUCUUCAUAUCGAUGCCAGUGCUCUCAAUCGUUAUUCCUGGUUACAACGUAAUCGUGGAGAGGUCGAGAAACAACCGAAUAUUGCCGCCUAUCUUAAGAAUCGACCGCAGACACUAUUUUAA